Molecule: messenger RNA, 864 nt
Organism: Myiozetetes cayanensis
Lineage: Eukaryota; Metazoa; Chordata; Aves; Passeriformes; Tyrannidae
Gene: HPGDS
Product: hematopoietic prostaglandin D synthase
Exons: 6
Coding region: 82-681 (199 amino acids)
Biological process (GO): glutathione metabolic process
Molecular function (GO): glutathione transferase activity
Source: RefSeq, a predicted model, not a curated record
CUUUUCCACCGAGGUCAGCACUCAGAGGGACUCGUGUGCGCUGAGGAAGGGACCACGUAUCACUGCACCAGAGCAGCCAGCAUGCCGCAGUACAAGCUGACCUACUUCAACCUGCGAGGGCGAGCAGAAAUCAGCCGCUACCUGUUUGCCUACUCGGGCAAGAAGUAUGAAGACCACAGAAUAGAAGCAGCAGACUGGCCCAAAAUCAAACCAACUAUCCCAUUUGGCAAACUCCCUAUUCUGGAAGUAGAUGGAGUUAUCAUUCACCAGAGCCUGGCAAUAGCAAGAUACCUUGCCAGAGAAUCAGGUCUGGCAGGUCAGACACCUGUGGAACAGGCACUAGCUGAUGCCAUUGUGGACACCAUAGAUGACUUCAUGACACUGUUCCCUUGGGCAGAGAAAAACCAGGACGUGAGAAAAAAAGCAUUUGAUGACAUCCUCACCAACAAAGCACCUGAGUUACUGAAAGAUUUGGAUAUUUUCUUAGGGGACAAAAACUGGCUGGUAGGGAAUUCUGUAACAUGGGCCGAUUUCUACUGGGAUGUGUGCAGUACAACACUUCUGUCCUGUAAACCUGACCUGGCAGACAAAUACCCCAGGCUUUUGGCUCUCAAAGAGAGAGUGCAAGCACUUCCAGCUAUUGCAGCCUGGAUCCAGAAAAGACCAAAGAGUGUAAUGUAGAUCAGCUGUUCAGAAAAACAUAUGCAUGUUUAGUUUUUAAUGUGACUAGCAUCCUAAGUUAUUAACUUCAAAAUCAUUUAUGUUAACUUCAGAUGGGUACGCUGCAUCAAAUCAAAACCUACCACUUUUUCUAGGAAAGAAUUUAAAAUACUGAUUUGGUAGAGUAAUAAAUACUGUUUUGAA